GGCUGAGUAACUUGAGUGAAAGUGAAUUUAGUCAGAAAACCAGGUUGUCCGAGUCAACUUCAGUCAAGGUGAUAUUUAAGAAAAAGCAGUGCUGGUAUAUGUACGCGGUUAAGUGAGAUCAUCCACUGCUGAAUUGCAGAUGACUCUUACUUAGCCGCCACAUAGCCAUGUUGAUGAAGAGUUCAAUAUCAACGAAAGAGCUGAUUGACGUUUGUUGACGACCGUUCCUCAACACCUUCAAAUUCAACAACAUCAAACAACACCAUACAAUGUCUCCUCCAUUACGCGACCCAACAUCUGACUCCGAAGAUGAUGACCCAGACUACGCGCCUCCUGAACACCAAGACUCGGAUAGCUCUGGAGAUGAAGAAGGAAAUGACGAUACGAAUGUGACGAAUGAAGUGAAAGAGGAAGAUCUAGGCGAAAAGAAAAAAGCGCGCGAUGCUUUAUGGGCCAGUUUCCAGGCGUCUGUCGCUACGCCACCGCCCCCGAAAGUCGAGGAGCCACCAAAGAAGCUCGUGAAGCUCGAGAAACGUUACCUUUUUGCAGGGAAGAAUAUCGUAGAAGUGGUUGAAGUCCCUGAGGACUCGGAGGAAGCAAAGAAGUGGCCGCGAUGGGAUCCAUCAGCGUUGCCGUCAGCUGCUGCACCAGCUCCUGAUUCUUCGUCUUCAACAGCCGAUGUGAACGCAUCGGCAUCGAGUUCAGCAGAUCCGAUACAACCUACAGCACAGAAAUCUGCCACAAGAAAACCUCCAGGUCCUCGCAAGCCUCGCACGUCGUUGGCGGAUAUACCGACUCAGAAGGCCAAGAAGAUUACUACUCUGGAUAAAUCUGCAAUGGACUGGCGCACGCAUGUCACAUCGAGUGAUGUUAAGGACGAGCUUGACGCUAACAGACGCGGAGGUGGCUACUUAGAAAAGAUGGACUUUUUGAAAAGAGUUCAGGACAGGAAAGAAGAUGCGUAUGAAGCGAGCAAGUCAAAUAAAAGGAGAAGAACCUGAUGUAUGAGGAAAAGUUGUUAUUGGAGUCGAGUGGUGUGUAGGAUAAUACAUGUUUUACUGUACCAAUACAGGAACACCAAGAGUGGUCAUAAGUACCUAGCCACGUA
This is a messenger RNA of Suillus fuscotomentosus, 1108 nucleotides long. Its product is annotated as bucentaur or craniofacial development-domain-containing protein. Bases 270 to 1001 code for a protein of 243 amino acids. NCBI's taxonomy places the organism in Eukaryota, Fungi, Basidiomycota, Agaricomycetes, Boletales, Suillaceae. The record is from RefSeq and is a predicted model, not a curated record. The transcript is spliced from 4 exons.